UCUCUCUCUCUCUCUUUUAAAGCUACACCAGCUCUCUCUUUCUCUACUAUCUCUGUAUCAUCAAACCCUUGCUGGCUCUUAUGGGCAUGAAACACUCCUCCCGCUGCCUGCUCCUAAGGAGGAAAAUGGCGGAGAACGCUGCCGAGAACACCGAGGUGAGCAGUGCCCCCCCGCAGCCCCCUCAGCCCGUCGCCCCACCCAAGCCUGUGCAAUGUGUCCAUCAUGUCUCCACGCAACCCAGCUGCCCAGGACGGGGCAAGAUGUCCAAGCUGCUGAACCCAGAGGAGAUGACCUCGAGAGAUUAUUACUUCGACUCCUACGCUCACUUUGGGAUCCACGAGGAAAUGCUGAAGGAUGAGGUGCGGACACUCACCUACCGGAACUCCAUGUAUCACAACAAGCAUGUGUUCAAGGACAAAGUGGUGCUGGACGUUGGGAGUGGUACCGGGAUCCUUUCCAUGUUUGCUGCCAAAGCAGGGGCCAAGAAGGUGUUUGGGAUUGAAUGUUCCAGUAUUUCUGACUACUCAGAGAAGAUCAUUAAGGCCAACCACUUGGACAACAUCAUCACCAUAUUUAAGGGUAAAGUGGAAGAGGUGGAGCUGCCUGUGGAGAAGGUAGACAUCAUCAUCAGCGAGUGGAUGGGCUACUGUCUGUUCUAUGAGUCAAUGCUCAACACGGUGAUCUUUGCCAGGGACAAGUGGCUGAAACCUGGAGGGCUUAUGUUUCCAGACCGGGCAGCAUUGUACGUGGUAGCAAUUGAAGACAGACAGUACAAGGACUUCAAAAUCCACUGGUGGGAGAAUGUCUAUGGCUUUGAUAUGACCUGUAUCCGGGAUGUCGCCAUGAAGGAGCCCCUGGUGGACAUCGUGGAUCCAAAGCAAGUGGUGACCAAUGCCUGUUUAAUAAAGGAAGUGGACAUUUACACGGUGAAGACGGAAGAGCUGUCAUUCACAUCUGCCUUCUGCCUGCAGAUACAGCGAAAUGACUACAUCCACGCCCUGGUCACCUAUUUUAAUAUUGAAUUUACCAAGUGCCACAAGAAAAUGGGGUUUUCCACAGCCCCCGAUGCCCCCUACACCCACUGGAAGCAGACUGUCUUCUACUUGGAAGAUUACCUCACUGUCCGGAGGGGGGAAGAAAUCUAUGGGACCAUAUCCAUGAAGCCAAAUGCCAAAAAUGUGCGAGACCUCGAUUUCACGGUAGAUUUGGAUUUUAAGGGACAGCUGUGUGAAACAUCUGUAUCUAAUGACUACAAAAUGCGUUAG
This is a messenger RNA of Lynx canadensis (Canada lynx), 1265 nucleotides long. It is a transcript of the gene PRMT8, whose product is annotated as protein arginine methyltransferase 8. Gene Ontology annotation, cellular component: plasma membrane. The coding region runs from base 81 to 1265 and encodes 394 amino acids. The transcript is spliced from 10 exons. Gene Ontology annotation, molecular function: protein-arginine N-methyltransferase activity. NCBI's taxonomy places the organism in Eukaryota, Metazoa, Chordata, Mammalia, Carnivora, Felidae. The record is from RefSeq and is a predicted model, not a curated record. Gene Ontology annotation, biological process: peptidyl-arginine methylation.